Molecule: messenger RNA, 2301 nt
Organism: Rasamsonia emersonii CBS 393.64
Lineage: Eukaryota; Fungi; Ascomycota; Eurotiomycetes; Eurotiales; Trichocomaceae
Product: ABC transporter
Exons: 2
Coding region: 1-2301 (766 amino acids)
Cellular component (GO): mitochondrion
Molecular function (GO): ATP binding; ATP hydrolysis activity
Source: RefSeq, a predicted model, not a curated record
AUGGGGGUGCCAGGGAUGCUGAGACGGCCGUUUCUGCUAUCGAGGUCCCGCGGAGCCUCGAUUCUCUACCGUGCCACCCGCAAUGUGUCCUCUGCGCCUCCGCUGAUUCGCAUCCAGAACGGAACCUUCUAUCGCAGCUAUCCCUCGCAGGAGUCCCAGGAGCCCAACCCCCCUCUUUUCCCCAACUUCAACUUCGUUCUUCCCUCGAAACCGGAUGCUGCGGAGGGCAGUGAGAAAAAGGAAUUGCAACAUUGGGCCGUGAUUGGUUCCACAGGAAGGACUGCGCUCCUCGACGUCUUGCGCGGCCAAUACAUUUCCAUACCUCCGAACGCUCGCUCCUAUCCCUACCUCUCCACCGACGAGAUCGCCGCGAAAGACCCCCGGUUGCGAUAUCCGGGCAAUGCCAUCCAGUAUGUUGGAUUCAGCGGCGAAGGCUCGCAGGCCACAGGAGGAACCCGGGGUGCAUACUUGAGUGCUCGCUAUGAGAGUCUCCGAGAGGACACCGACUGGACAGUCCGGCAGUACCUAAAAGGCCAAACAUCGUUGAACCCGCUCGAGGGAGAAGAGGAGGGCAAGGUACACGAUGAAGCCUUCCUACGAGAGGUUGUCGCUAGCUUAAAGCUGGAAGAGCUCUUGGACAUGCCCGUUGCAAAUCUGAGCAAUGGUCAGACCAGGCGGGCACGGAUAGCCAAGGCCCUGCUUAACAAACCAGAGCUCCUCCUGCUGGAUGAGCCCUUCAUGGGACUUGACCCGGCCACUGUGAACAGCAUAUCCACGCUUCUGCGAGGGCUUGCGGAAAAAUCCGCGCCAAGGCUUGUGCUCGCCCUUCGUCCCCAGGACAAGGUGCCGGACUGGAUCACUCAUCUUAUGGUCCUUGGGAAUGGCCAUCGCGUCUUGUUUCAAGGCAGUCGAUCACAGGCUGAGAAGGUUUUUCAGGUCUGGAAACACCUGGGAAAGCAAAACCUCCACGCACCGAAGUCAUGGCCCGAAGACCAAAAGGUCAUGUUCCAGAGUGCGAAAAAGGAUCUCGAGAAUGGCCUCAUAGACCGGAAUCUUCUCGUGGAUAUGGGACUGCUCGAAGAGAGGACCUCGGGUUUGGAGAUACAUGCCGCCAUGGAUGGCGAGCCCAUCAUCGAGAUGGACGGCGUCCAGGUUCGAUAUGGCGACAAGACGGUGUUGGGUGGCUGGAAGCAAAGAGUCAAUGACGAGUUGAAAGAAGGCUUGCAUUGGAGAGUCCGCCGUGGUCAGCGUUGGGCCAUCCUAGGGGCCAACGGCUCAGGAAAGACGACCUUGUUGUCUCUGAUCACGUCGGAUCACCCCCAAGCCUAUGCGCUGCCAAUCCGCUUGUUUGGUCGUUCUCGCCUUCCAGAACCCGGAAAGCCUGCCAUCUCUGUUUUUGACCUCCAGUCCCGAAUCGGCCAUUCCUCUCCCGAGGUCCAUGCAUUCUUCCCCCGACAGCUCACGGUGCGGCAAGCGAUAGAGUCCGCGUGGGCAGAAACAUUCCUUUCCAAACCUGUUUUGAAUCAUGAGCGAGAUCUCGACGUCGACCGAGUGCUGAGAAUAUUCAAGCCGGAUCUGGAUCCCAAUUUCACGGCUGGCACUGCUGGCACUGCUGGCAGCCCAUCCCAGGGAACAGGAAAAGGGACGAAUGGAGGAGAAAAGGGCGAUAAAUCGGAAGCGUUUGACUUGCUUUCGCCAUUUGAGGCGUCAGGCCGCAGUUUGGACACGGCCAAACUGCCCGACGACGAAGUGAGCUAUGCAGAUUCACUGCGUUUCGGGUCUCUCAGUCUCCCGCAGCAACGGCUGGUGCUCUUCCUCCGCGCGAUCAUCCACAAGCCAGACCUGGUGAUCCUCGACGAGGCAUUUUCGGGCAUGUCGCCGUCACUCCGCGAAAAGUGUUUCCACCUGCUCGAAGGCGGCGAUCAGAGACGGCUGAAACGGUUCGACGUUGACGACAGCCUGUUCUCGGGUAAAGAGGGGCGCUUCACCGGUCUAACGGACGAGCAGGCCCUCAUCGUCGUCAGCCACGUCAAGGAGGAAGUCCCGGGCUGCGUGCGGCACUGGAUGCGUCUCCCGUCCGACAACGACGGCGUAGGCGAGCCCCUCGAGUUCAAGAUGGGCGUCCUCCGCGCCAACGACUCUCUGAACCUGAACAGCGAGCUCUGGGAUCACAUCUGGAGCUCCAACAAGAUGCGAAAGACCCGGCGUCGCCCGUCGAGCAAGACAAAGGAGUAUCCCGGCGAUGAGAUUGUGUAUAACUAUGUUCUGCCUUACGCGCCGUCCUCUCGUAAAAGUGAUUGA